This is a messenger RNA of Myotis myotis, 5124 nucleotides long. RefSeq names its product transmembrane protein 169 (gene TMEM169). Bases 1600 to 2493 code for a protein of 297 amino acids. The record is from RefSeq and is a predicted model, not a curated record. Lineage: Eukaryota; Metazoa; Chordata; Mammalia; Chiroptera; Vespertilionidae. The transcript is spliced from 2 exons.
UGUAAUUAUAUGUGUGUUUUCCGAUGAUCUUAGGUGACCCCUGUGAAAGGGUCGUUUGACCACCAAAGGGGUCGCGACCCACAGGUUGAGAACCGCUGCCCUAGGAUGACUGAGAAUCCAGAGCUAAUGAUUUAUUGAAGUCACACUGUACAGCAUCACAUUCACUGACCAUCUUCAGACUGGGAAUGGAGGUGGAGGACGGGUGAAGCCCAACUUCCAGGGAAAAGAGCCGUCCUUUCUCUCUUAAUUCUAUAGAUGAAAGUCUUAGAAACUGAGCAAAUUCUUUUUACCCUCCAUUUUAUGGAAUCUAAAAGGAAGGAUAAGUGUUCAGAAGCUAGUUCCCAGAUAAAACACUAACAGCAUAAUAAAGCGUAUAAAAAUGGGGAGAUAAUUAAGCCUUUCUCUCUUAACAGUUUCUCUUAUCUUAUUUUUAAGUAGAUAUUUUCCCUUCUCCUCUGUCCUAUGAGGUCAACAAGUAUGCCCUAAGUAUCCACUACAUGAGUCCUGGGGUCUUUCCACUGGACAUGAGGAAGUGUAAGACUGUCCCUGAUUUCUAAAAUUUUACAAUCCACCCACAAACUCUCUUUACCUUGUAAGCAAACAAACAAAAGAGGAAGAAGGAAGACUGUUAAGAGUGAAAAGUGUGCAUCCUCUCCACUGGUUUUCCAGCAUGUGAUAAGGCAGAUCCCAGGAACUUUCUGGGAUCUUGGGCCAACAAGAACCCAGAAAAGAGGUGUGCUCUGUAGAACAGUAGGGUAUAUGUGGUUGGUGAAGUUGUGCCAUCUUUGGGUGCCUAACUGAAAGUUGCAUUCAUCCAUUUGAGUAUGCUUGUAAUGUAUGACUCGAUAGCCAGAAGCCUGGAGCAUUGCAACCAAUGUUACAGCCAUCUGAAUCUCCAUCUAUGGUAGGAGUAAGAAAGGUUCUUAACUCCCAUUUGUCUGUAAGGCUUCCUCACCCAAUUUCCUUAUACUUGUCUAGAUUGAUAGGUUUACUAGUACAUAACAUAUGUUUUUGUAAAUAACAAACAUCAUUGCAACAUAAAAUUUUGUUCACUACAAUCCAGUCUUGUGAAAGUAUUUCUGCAGCACUCAAAAAUGCAGAAAUACUAGUAGCCCAGCCAGUGUGGCUCAGUGGUUGAGCAUCGACCAAUGAACCAGAAGGUCAGGGUUCAAUUCCUGGUCAGGUCACAUGCCUAGGUUGCCGGCUCAAUUCCCUGUAGGGGGUCUGCAGGAAGCAGGUGAUGGAUGAUUCUCAUCAUUGAUGUUUCUAUCUUUCCCUCUUCCUUUCUCUCUGAAAUCAAUAAAAAUAGAUUUAAAUUCUUGUUUAAAUGCAGAAAUAACAUGUUAUGAGAAGUAAAGUGAAAUAAAGUGUUAUGAGACGUAAAAGGAGGUGAAGACUUGCCAAGUUGAGGAUCAUUUCCCAAAUUCCUUUUCAGCUCACCCCUGUUGAUGGCUCUGCUUUCCUAUCUUUCAAGUUGCACUCAUCAUUGGGCUAUCUUUGCAUAGCCCCAUCCAGGAAGAAGCUCUGGGAUGUGUGGAUUGUAAAUUUGGCCAAGCAAGUUGGACUCUUCACAAGGAAUAACCAGACGUGAGGACUAGAAUGGAAGAGUUGGCACCAGUGGAAAGUCAGGGCCAGCUUCCAAGCCCACACCAUGGCUCUCUGAGGAAGGCCGUGGCAGCUGCCCUGGCCCUGGAUGGGGAAUCCACAAUGGGUCGCAGGAAAAAGAAGAGGAAGGAGUCCCGCCCAGAAUCUAUUAUCAUCUACCGGUCAGAGAGUGAGAAAGUGGAUGAGGAGCCUGGGGAAUCAGAAGGUGGAGACCAGCCUAAAGAGGAGGAAGGAGCCGACUUCCUAGACUAUCCUGCUGAUGAUGGUAUGUGGAACAUGCCUUUGGACAGCCGCUAUGUCACAUUAACUGGGACCAUCACACGAGGGAAGAAAAAGGGCCAGAUGGUAGACAUCCAUGUCACUUUGACAGAAAAGGAGCUGCAGGAAUUGACCAAGCCUAAAGAGUCAUUGAAAGAAACAACCUCUGAAGGCAGAAAGGUCUGCCAGAUGUCGGCAGACCGUGGGCCCCACGUGGUCCUCUGGACACUGGUCUGCCUGCCUGUGGUUUUUAUCCUCUCCUUUGUUGUCUCUUUCUACUAUGGCACUAUCACUUGGUACAACAUCUUUCUUGUGUACAAUGAGGAGAGGACCUUCUGGCAUAAGAUCUCAUGUUGCCCCUGCCUCAUUCUCUUCUACCCAGUGCUCAUCAUGGCCAUGGCCUCUUCCCUGGGCCUCUAUGCUGCUGUGGUUCAGCUCUCAUGGUCCUGGGGAGCAUGGUGGCAAGCUGCCCGGGACAUGGAGAAAGGCUUCUGCGGCUGGCUUUGCAGCAAGCUGGGUCUGGAGGACUGUUCUCCCUACAGCAUUGUGGAGUUGCUUGAAUAUGAUAAUAUUUCAGGCAAUCUCUCCAACAAGGACCCCACGCAGGAAGUAGAAACUUCCACUGUCUAAACUUCGAACACCUUAUUUCCUCUUCUGGUCCCUAUAGCCUGUAUAUCAUCUUCCAAUUUCCCUCCCCUCACAGUGCUUCCGGAAAAGUCUAGCCCACACUGAUCUGCCCUACUAUUUUGAUGAUUCUAGGAGAGCAAAAAAGCAAUUUAUACAAAAGUUGGCCAUACAAUGGACAAACUCUUCUUCAUCUCCUGUCCUAAAAUGACCAUUCAUCUGGGACAAGGAGCUCAGUUUUAUGUCAGUUCUGGUGCUUGAACGUGUUACUGGUGCUUGGAACUCAGGGGACUAUGUGAGUAAGUGUGACAGGGAGAAUAAGGAGGCUCUGGGGGACCAACAAAAUAAUAGGGGUUGAGUGAAACAUUUAGGAAGCAGGUUUACCACAGUAUAGCAGAAUGUAAAGAUUUGUAUGCAUCACUUAGAGUUUUAUUUAGCUGCAUAUAAUUGAUAUCCCAAAAUAUGAGUGGUUUAAACAAGAUAGAAGUUUACUUCUUUCUUCUAUAGAAGAAGUCGGGAGGCAGACCAUCAGGGGACCUGAUAGAGUUACUUGGAUCCAGGCUUCUUUUAUUCCCCUACCGUUGGUGAAAUGUGACCCUCAUAACCUUUAUCUUCCACACCCCUGUGCUGACAACAUCUGCAGCCAUUUCAUCCAUGUUUCUGGCAGAAUAGAGGAAGGGGCAAAGAAAAGCAUAUUUUCUGUGCUCAAGGAGGCUUCCCAAAGUCUCACUGAAUAUUUCUUAUAUCUCAUUGGCUAGACCUUCAUCGCAUGAUCUAACAAGCAAAAUAGGCUGCAAAAUGUAGUCUUUUCACAGUUAUAUGCUAGGCUAAAUAUGGGGGUUAUGCAAAUUUAAGAGGAAUAAAGAAGAAUGGCUAUUUUGAUUGGCAAGUAAGAAUAUCAAUAAUUAUUUAAAUAUUUUCAGAUCCCAAACUGCUAAUAUAGUUCAUUUAUUUAUUUAUUUAUUUAUCUAGGCCUAAAUCUUAGAGAUUUUAUAUAUAGAUACUAGCUAUAUAUACUAUGUAUAAGCUAUAUAUAGAUAUUAGUAUCUUGUACUUUGCAAUUAAAUGACUGUAAUGUCAUGUGGUUUCAGGGUUCUUUUUAGAAGCAAAGAGUAAACAGUUGAGUACAACUGUAUAACAGUAGUGUACCUUUUUUCCUGGUAGUGAAGGUGGGACUGGAUGGUAAUAUUUAAUUUAUUCUAAGAUUAAAGACUGUGCAGGGAGGGAUUGCAUCUGUCAUUCCCCACUGCCUCCCCUCAACCCCCCCAACAGGGAUUGGUAGCCCUAAGCAGGAAGAAGAUAUAGUUAUUUUUCUGUUGUUUGGAAAAACCUCACUCAGAGCCUCACUCACUCAUACCUUUCUGGAGUUUAACAACAAACACAAUCUUUGUUGAGCUGGAAGACUGUCUUCCUGGUCACCAGGGAGUGUAAAGCAGAUUAAUCUAGAUUGAUUUUAAGCUGAAAACCAAAUUCAUUCUUGAAGGUAUAUUUCUAAUUUUUUUUUUUUAAUUGAAUCAUCACAGAUCAAGAAGUUUUUUGAGGUUUGGGGCCUUACAAGAAUAGCUGGUACUUGUUUCUUAUCCAUGUCUCAGGAAGAAGUUGAAAGAACUUCUGUGAAGCAAACCAGACUGAUUGGGCAUGAUCUCCCACAGAAGGCCAGGGACAUUUGUUUAACGUAUGGUGCUGAAAUCCACCUUCAGAAGAUAUCCCACAAUUAUUAUUAUUAUUAUUUAAUCUUUACCCGAGGAUAUUUUUAUUGACUUUAGAGACAGAAGAAGGCAGAGAGAGAAACAUCGAUAUGAGAGAAAAACAUCCAUCUGCCGCCUCUUGUACGUGCCCCAACUCGAAUUGAACCCACAACCUAGGUAUGUGCUCUGCCUUGGAAUUAAACCUGCAAUCUUUUGAACCUCCAACCAACUGAGCCACCCAGUCAGGGCAACACCCACCUUUUAAAUAACUAUUAUUAGUUUGACAAAAACAAAAUUCUGUUCAACAUUUUUGAAGAUAAACUUGGUGCUCAUUGGUGCUUUUGUAACCAUAAUUUAAUAUCACCAAUCUAGUGAUUAAAGUUAUGUAUUCUGUAACAAAUCAAAGUAUAUGUGCUUUCACCUCUGGCCAAGUUCUCAUUACACUGGAACAGCCUAUUUUGGGUGUAAGGAAUGCUAAUGCUGCAAUAAGACUGAGGAUGUCUGCUGGCAUACAAUGAGGGAUGACUCUGACCUUCAGGGAUUCCAGCUCCAGAAUAUUUGCUGAUCUUCAAUUGUAAAACCAGGAUGAUGCACCCAGACCAUCACUUGACCAGUUUUAAGAUUCUUAACGGAAUGGACUAUGCUGGUCUGCACGUAAAAAACUUUUCAAACUCCUCCCCUUAAUCUUUUUGUUCUGUUUUCCUUUCCCUUCUUAUAAAAACCCCUUCCUGCACUGAGAUGCUACGAUUGUUUUUAAGGACAAGAGUCCACCAUAUUCUCAGGUUGCUGGCACCUGAAUAAACCUCUUUCCUUAUUUACUGUACCUAUCUCAUGAAUAUUGGCUUUCAUGGUGGCAGGCAACCGAGCUUGUGGGUUAUUUCCUCAGUUUCACUUUUGCAGAGAUGUAAACAAUUGAAAUUAAAACAAAAUAAAAUAUAAAUAAAAUGUG